Sphaeramia orbicularis (orbiculate cardinalfish) is the source of this 1051-nucleotide messenger RNA. Its product is annotated as E3 ubiquitin/ISG15 ligase TRIM25-like. The transcript has a single exon. The coding region runs from base 384 to 938 and encodes 184 amino acids. NCBI's taxonomy places the organism in Eukaryota, Metazoa, Chordata, Actinopteri, Kurtiformes, Apogonidae. The record is from RefSeq and is a predicted model, not a curated record.
CUUCUCCUCUAACAUCAGUGUGUGACCUCACAAAUGCGCUUCUGGAAGAAUGGUCCAAAAUUCACAUAAACACACUCCUAAACCUUGUGGACAGCCUUCCCAGAAGAGUUGAAGCUGUUAUAUCUGCAGAGGGUGGACCGAUGUCAUAUUGAACCCCAUAGACUAGGAAUGGGAUGUCACUUAACUUCAUAUGCGAGUCAAGGCAGGUGACCAAAUACUUUUGGCAAUAUAGUGUAGCUGCCUACAAUCAUCUGCAAAAACUAAUUGAUGAACUGGUUCUGAGUGAAGUCCAGUAGACACGUCCUGUAAAGAGGAGAUCUGUUCAAGUCCAGAACUGCACAAAUUGAAGAGACUUGACAGUCAUUGUCAUAGUUAUCAGAGAAAUGGAGCAGGAAGGAAGUGAGCUGAACCAGGACAGGUUUUCCUGUUCGAUCUGUUUGGAUCUACUGAAGGAUCCAGUGACUAUUCCCUGUGGACACAGCUACUGCAUGAAGUGUAUUAAAACCCACUGGGAUGGAGAAGAUGAGAAGAACAUCCACAGCUGCCCUCAGUGCAGACAGACCUUCAGACCGAGGCCUGUCCUGGUGAAAAACACCAUGUUAGCAGAUUUAGUGGAGGAGCUGAAGAAGACUGGACUCCAAGCUGCUGCUGAUCACUGCUACGCUGGACCUGGAGAUGUGGCCUGUGAUUUCUGCACCGGCAGAAAGCGAAAGGUGUCCAAGUCCUGUCUGCAGUGUCUGGUCUCCUACUGCCACAAACACCUCCAGCCUCACACAUGUGGGUUUGUCAUCAAUCUCAGUCUCAUUCCAGGUUUGAUGUGGAACCCAUUGUGUCCACUGAUGUUACAUGCAGAACCUGCCCAUUUAAACGCAUAUAAAUCGCUAAUUAUUUUUGCAAAAGUGGUCAUUUUUGUGAAACACUCUGUCUUGCAAAAUUAGUUCAAUUCACAAAAUGUACCUGUGGGAGAAUAAAAAGAUGUUCAAUAAAAAUAGUUGUGCAUAAUUUUUGUGUCCUUUUGACUGUGUUACAUGCGGAUUUAUGUAUUAAAAAU